Dissoconium aciculare CBS 342.82 is the source of this 746-nucleotide messenger RNA. RefSeq lists its product as uncharacterized. The coding region runs from base 75 to 662 and encodes 195 amino acids. The record is from RefSeq and is a predicted model, not a curated record. The transcript has a single exon. NCBI's taxonomy places the organism in Eukaryota, Fungi, Ascomycota, Dothideomycetes, Mycosphaerellales, Dissoconiaceae.
CCCCCGAGGUACCGUGAGUGCAUUUCGUCGUCUUAUCUACACCUUGGCACAUCGCUAUCACCAUCAGUUCACAUAUGACAAUCUUGACGUGUUCCCCAGUGAUUAUUACUGCAGGUUCUGGCGAAGUGCUAUUUCGAACGAGUCUAAUGCACGUAAUCCAUACACGAUCGUGGCUUGGUGGUUGUGUUGCUGUUCAUUCUCACCGAGUCAUUUUAUUAUUCAUUGCUGUCCAAAUAUCCCGUGGUUUCUCGUUACACACAUCCCGCGCUUUCGAGCAUGAAGGUUGCACGACCAGAGUGUCAGCAGGCAAGAAAAACAUCGUGAUGCCAUCGUCGUGCUCUCCCAUUACAGACGUGAGGCCGGCCGACAUCCGUGCGGCGGGUCGAAUGCGCUUGGCUUUGUCGACGCAGAACCUCCUCCUUCCGACCAAGCCUCUCGUGACAGGAAAGGCAUCGUGUUGUGUGAUAUUGAGGACCUGUGAGGGGACUGUUGGUCCACAGGUCGUGUCGAAGUUUAUUCGUCUGACAUAUGUGCGCGUAUGUGUCACAAGAAUUUGGCUCCGUGCAGUUAUUUGUGAGCAUGGAUGGGACGCCCAUGAUGUUGGGGAAAACUGCUGGACGCGUGGGUGCCGAGCCCAGUCGUCGCCGAUGCCAUUCAACUAAAAUGAGCACGCUCGCCGUCGUCAACUCCAAGAAUCUACCAGUUUUUGACGGUAUGUAAAUGUAAAGCCGACGAUGUCACAGUCU